AAGAGAGGGAGCAAGGGAAAGAGGGGGAGCAAGGGAAAGUGAGGGAGAGGGAGCGGGGGAGAGAGAGGGAGCUUAACUCCUGACAACAAAAAAAAGAGUGUGGGUGCACUAGAGCCACUCUCAUUGAGUCUAAGUAGAGCCAGUUUGGAUAGUGGUGACAUUAGAGCCUCCAUAGGUCAGAUCUCUCUCUCUCCACUCUUCAGUGGGGUGUAAAGCAAAGCCCCAGACCCCCUUCAAAGGGCCGUAGCGAUGGCGGCUAAGUCUAGAUGAUCCAGGUGGACUUACACCAGGGGCUCCAGUGGACAGGAGGGCAGGCAGAGAGAGGACACUUUAAUUUGUUCCAGAUGAAAUAUUUGGCUUCUCAGAUCUUGUUACCUUAACUGGACUUUGCGAGGAUGUGAAAAAAAUGGAUUGCAUAUUUUUCUGGGAAGUGACGAGACUCCUAAUCAAAUUGGAAUGCUGAGAGGUACCUCUGACCAACCAAGGAAUAGAAGUACCAAUGGAUGAUUUCAUAAGGAUUGUUCCAUACACUCAGUAACUGCAACCCAUAUCUAAAAGGCUGUCACUUGUUGAACAUGAAGUGUUCAGAACCAUGAGCACCAACCCAAAGAAAAUGGCGGAAGGCGGCACACACCUCAGUCCUGGUAUCCCCUCCAAACGGGCCAAAGUUUCCCAGGACCAGGUAGUUCCGGACACAGGGGACCCGGGUCGAACCCCGCCGGUGUUCCUGCGCAAGCUCCGCAAGGCUGCAGUGGGGACAGGGUGUGAUAUCCGCCUGAGGGUGUCUGUGGGGGGUCAGCCUGCCCCCUCUCUGUUUUGGUACCAUAACAAUGAUCUCCUGGCCCCGCCUGGGGAGAAGGAUGUUGGGGGUCUGUGGAUCAGGGAUUGCAAGGCCAGAGACGCUGGGCUCUAUACCUGCGUGGCCAGCAACUGCCUGGGGGAGGCUCAGAGCAGCGCCCUGCUUGCCGUUAUGGACCUGUGAGAAGACUCUGAAACCACAGAGGAUGAAGCCACAGAGCCCCAGGUACCCAUGGAAACCAAGGAAGGACCUGGCGGGCGGCACCAGGACAAGGCUGGCCGUAGAGUGCCUGCAGGUGAAGGAUGUAGGAUGAUGGACUCCAGCCCUGACCGGAGGGCCACCCUUCCUGGGGGCCAUGACCCAGUGGUGGAGAGGGAGCUCAUGGCUUUGGGCUCACGACCCCCAGGGGCCCAGGACCCAACACACCCCGGCAGGCAAGCUCUCUGCGGCGGGACCGAUGGGGGGCCAGGGGCCCUAGUCAGACACCUGGGUGUGGAGCCCUUGAUCCGGGCGUCACACGCUAACCUGGCUCGCACUAACCAACCCAUGCUGGGGUCAGAGGAAAGUGUGUCUGUAGGAAGCGACUACUAUGGAAGCAUGUUCAGCCUCUACAGGGGAAGAACGUUUUCCAUACUUUCCAUUUCCCUAAAACCCCCAUCUUCCAGGAUCCCAUCUCCUUCUCUCCCCCAAACCCAAACAGGCCCAUCCUUCAGUCCUGCCUCACCCCAGUCCAGUCAAACUGUAUCCCAACCCACAACAUCUCUCAGCUCCCAUAAGAACAGUGUCAUCUCACACAGCACCCAAGACCCUUCCCUAGGAGGAGCUGUGGUCAAAAACAAACUCCCAGGGAUGUUUUCAGGAGCCUCCUCCCAUACUUCAAGCAGCGGCAGCAGUGGUGGCAAGACACCCAAACUGCCCCGCGCCGCACCCAAGAUCUUUGACAAGAUCAAGGAGUUUGAACAAAAGGUGAGUGAGGUGAGUGCGGGGGUCAGAUCUGGGCGCUCUUUCGGCCGGGCGGCAUCCUGCGAUCUGGAGGGGGUCUCCAAAGAGGAGGGGACAAGCCAGCCGGAUGCCGCGGCCUCGAGGCGCUCCACGUUCGGAAAGAAGAGGGCCUCGUCUCUGGAGGACAAACCAAGCUACCAGCAGAGGGUCCAGAGCUUCCAGAACAAGUUCACAGAGGAGCUGGCCAGAAUCAAGAAGCUGGUGGGGAGGCCCAACCUAAAGAAGGCCUACUCCACCGAGCAGUUGCCCCAGAUGGAGAGACAGUCUGUGGGCAAGCUGGAGCCCAUUCCCCCUCAGGUGGUCAAGAAGUUGGAAAAGAGGGAGAAGGUCCUGGAGGAGAGAGGACUAUUAGAGAAGAGUGUUGAAGAGAGUUUUUCGUCCCGAAAAUUGUCCCAAUCCCAUGAGAAGGGUCUGACAGAUCAAAGGAAUGUUCCUCAACGGGAGCAGCAUGAUUCAGCUUCAGCGUCAGCUCAGCCGUCUGAGUCUAAAAGUGUGGGGAAAGGCUCUGUUUCCAUGGAGACAGUACUGGUUAACCAGUUACCAGGACGACGAUCACCCUCAUCAAGAGUCACGCGGAAAAGCCCAACCAGGGAAGGCCUUCGGAGCUCUCCCACAGCGGUGAAGCCUCCACACACGGCCGAGGAACAACCACCUGUAUCUCCAACAUCCAAAAGGCCUUUGGCUGAUAAAGAGCUGGAGCAGCCUCCACCCAGGAUGGACCACCCCGGGUCUCCAACCCCUACCGCACAAAGAACACCGCCUACCUACCCCAAAGGGCCUUCCUCUCCUAAAGAGCUUGAGAAACCUCUACACCACCGCAGGUCUCCAAGCCCCAGGUCUCCAAGCCCCACCAUGCAGGGAGGACCACCACCGACCCCUGCCAAAGAGCCAGCCUAUGCCUAUCCCCCUAAGCCCCCACGGCUGUCCCCCACCCCCAUCUCCACCCCUUCCAUCAGCCCUCUAACGAAGAGACGGAAGGGAGAGCCGGGGAGAACGUCUCCCGCGCUGAAGAUGACCAUUCCUACCAUCCUGGUGGAGGACGAGCUCAUGGAAAUGGAAGAGGAGGAGGUCGGAGAGAAGAGAGAAAGAGAAAAGACGAGAAGAGCAGGGAAGAAGGAGGGCAGGGCUUCCAAGACUCAGAAGAAGGGAAAAGUCUCGGGAAAGUCUUGGGAAAGUCAGCCUACGUCUCCUGAGACAGGAGACGAUUCAGAUGACUCUUACAUGUCGGCAGAUGAGGGGCCAGCUGAGAAACCAGCGUUUGAGAGGCCCCUGGGGGACACCAUCGCCACCGCUGGCUCUGAGGUCCUGCUCAAAUGUGUCAUCACUGGCAGCCCCCUCCCAAUAGGUAGGAGAUAUUCUGUGCUGCAGAUCCGUUCCAGUAUUCAGCAGGUGCUUGAAGGGGUCAGCUACCUUCACCAGAAAGACAUUGCUCAUCUUGACAUCAAGCCUGAGAACAUCCUGAUGGCAGGCCGACACAGUGACAAGAUCCGCAUCUGUGACUUUGGCAAUGCCGUCAAGCUGGGGACCAAUGAAGCCCACUACUGCAAAUACGGCACUCCGGAAUUUGUUGCUCCGGAGAUCGUUAACCAAACGCCAGUCUCCAAGGCAACAGACAUCUGGCCUAUUGGGGUUAUCACUUACCUAUGCCUGACUGGUGUGUCUCCUUUUGCUGGGGAGAACGACAGAUGCACCGUCCUCAACAUCAGGAACCAAAAUGUGGCUUUUGAGGAGAGUAUGUUUGCUGACCUCUGUAGAGAGGCCAAGGGAUUCGUCAUCAAACUGCUGGUGGCUGACAGACUGAGGCCUAACGCUACAGAGAGCCUUCGCCACCCCUGGUUCAAGACUUCAAUAAAAGACAAGAGCAUCAACACAGCGAUCCUAAAACAGGUCUUAUCUCGAAGACGUUGGCAGCGUUCCCUCAUCAGCUACAAAUCCAAGAUGGUAAUGCGCUCCAUCCCUGAGCUUCUCAACGACUCGUCCAACCACAUCUCUAUCGCUGUGGCCCGUCACCUCAAAGAGGGCUCGCCCCCACCCUCCUCAUCCUCUGAUUCGGACGAAGAUGUGGACGAACUCCCCUUCAUCCCCAUGCCUCUAUCUAUGGUCUUCUCCAGCUCCAGGGUCUCCCUCAACGAGAUACCAGGUGACGAGGACGUCACAGGACUGCCUUCCAGGGACAAUGGGACAGUGGAAGGGGCGUGGUUAAUCCGGCACAUGGAACAGCCCAUAGAGGAGGUGGUGUCCAAAAAGGAGGCCAAGGAAUUAGGAAGAAGCAGAGGAACGAGAAAAAGGGUAACAACCGAGGAAGAUGGCGGGUCUUCGGAAGAGGAGAAGACCGCAGUGAAAACGAAGAGAGUCCCCCUGAAGAAGGGCUCAAGUGUGGAGGAGGAUGACACUCAGACGAAGUCCCGGAGAGCGACGAUGAGGAGGGGCAGUUCAGCUGACUCAGCCCUGCUUCUCCACAUUGAGCCAGAGGAGGGGGCUGUGGAGGAGGGCAAGGAAGACAAUGGCAAAAAACGCCUUAAAAAGGCUGUUUCCAUGGAGCUACCAAAUCGGAGCCCCAGCCCUGGGGCGGCUAAGAUGAGCCAGGAGGACUAUGCCCUCAAACUGGAGCUGAUGAGACAGAGGCUGCUGAGGGGAGGCAACAGCAAAAGCGGCCUGCGAGGUCCCCUUCUGGAGACCCUAGGAAUGGACGACGAGAGGCGAACCUCGUCCCUGGACCGAAACUUGAGGAGAUCCAGGGUGGGGGCGCCAGAGCGGUCACUGGCCAGAGCAGCAUCUACCGAAAGUGCAGUGGAGGACACAUCCAAAUCCAAAAUGUUCCAGAAGAGUUCCUCUUUCAGUCAGGGAGACUCGGAGCCCAUUCCCCUACACCGGCAGUUUGGAGCCCCCUUAGAGUUCCCCACUAGCACAUCUAGCCAGAGCACUGAGAGGAGAGAGAGUGCUGAAAGGACCCAGGGCAUUGAGAGGAACGCACAGGGGAAAGACCUCCAGGAGGCCACUUCCAUAUCAGCAAUUACGGAGCAGACCAGGCUGGAUUCCAGACCUUACUCUCAUGGGCCCUCCUCCUCCAUACAGCCCACCUUAGCCAAAGAGGACCAACGAGUGAGGGAAGAGCCAGAGGAGAAGAAGAGCAAGUCUGAGAAGACUUCUGAAAGAGAUGAAGAGAUGGAGAGAAGGACCAAAGCACAGGAGAGGGUUGAUAGACACGAGUCGAAGAGGGAGAUUUCCCAGGGCAGGUCUCCAACUGUGUUAGCUCCUGUGAUCGUCAUAGAGGAGGAGGAUACUGAGGAAGAUGUACAGAAAGAGAAGCAGGAGAUAGAGUUAAAGAAAGAAGAGGUGAAAGCAAAAGGUUGUGAUUCUCCAGGGGUUACUCCUACAGGAAAAAUGUCUGCGUAUGCCAACGUGAUGCAAACUAUUGUAGUACCAUCUGGAAAACCUGACAGCAGCCAGAGAUCUACAGAUAGCCCCCCGUUUCCUGAACACCCUGCCGUCUUCGCUAAGGUGGCCACCGAACGCCCAACAAGCCCAACCAUCUCGACUAGCUCGUCUACGGUCCCAGUCCGCCCCACAACCCCACGCCAACCUACCACGCCCCUCAGAACAGACAUCAAGGACAUCGACUCGGAGGAAGUCUUUGAAUCCAGGUUCAAGAAGCGUGAGUCAUCCCUUACCCGUGGGCUCCAGAGACUUAUCAGGACCAAAACAGAAGAGAAGUCCCCGACCCUUCCCCAUAAGACAGGCGAGGGUGAGGAGGUAUACCGGCCGGGGCGUCUGGGGGCUCCGCUGGAGAUGGUGCCCCAAGGAUUGCAGGAGAAAUCCAAGUCCGUCCAGGACUUGAGGGAGGUGGAGAGAGACACAGGGUCCCUGGGCAUCAUUGGACGGUUUUCCAUGCGCACCAAGAGGACCCCAUCCAUAGAUAAAAAGGAGGAGAAGUCAAAGGAGACUGAGCCUGCGUCCAGUAAGCGCAGGGUGUCCUGGUCCAUAGGCCGCAGUAAGAGUCUGGACACGACAGAGCUGGACAAUAUAGAGGCUCGGAGAGAGCAGGAGGUGAGAGAACGCAAAAAGAUGGAGGAGUCGUCUGUCUUCGCAAUGCGGCGGAAGUUCGAGAACAAAGUAGCUGGUAUCUCAGCCAGUUUGAGGAGCAAGUCAGAGGAAAGGAAGGAGGAGAAAGAGGCCAAGCGACGCGUGGAGGAAGAGAAAAGUCGGAAAGAUGCAGAAGAAAAUUAUUUUAAGAAGGUCAGUGAUUCCCCAGUCUUGGCGAUGAGGAAGAAGUUUGAGAACAAGGUGGCAGGAAUUUCUGGGAAAGUCCGAAGCCAGUCAGAGGAUAGAAAAGAGAUGGAGGAAGAGAAGCCAGAGGGAAAGAAAACUCCACUGUUUUCCCGUCAUCGACAUUCCCAGUCCGAGGGAAGAGGUCUCAAAGAGAUGGGGAUCCCAGAGAAUCAGCUAGCCAAACAGACAAACAAAGAAUCCAAAGUGUCCAAGGAAUCCAUUGGGUCUGCUUCAAGCCUUCAUUCCGAAAAGUCAAAAAGUCAAAAGUCGCUCACUCCAGAGACUGACAGGCGGUCGCGGUGGGACAGGUGGGGUCUGGGCAGGAGCAGGAAGGAUAAGACCCCCUCUCAGACUGACCUCCCCUCAGCCAAAGAUGAGGGGUCAUCAGGCAGCCUGCAGUACUCCCGCACUUCCUCUAACUUCCCUCCUGUGUUCCUCAUCAAGCUGAGGGACCACGUCUUAUUGGAGGGUGACCCUGUCACUCUUAGCUGCCUCCCGGCUGGCAGCCCCCACCCACAAAUCAGCUGGACUAAAGAUAAGAGACCACUGGAGAUGGACGACAGGAUGAGUCUGAUCUCCUGUCCAGACGGCAGGCAGCUCGUUACGAUCAUGAAGACCAGCAGGAGGGACGCAGGGCUCUAUGAGUGUGUGGCCAGUAACCCCUUAGCCAGCGUCACCAGCUCCUGCACACUGUCCCUGGCCUGUGUCCCCAAAAGGCCAGGCACCCCGGAGGUUCCCCAGACAUACAACAACACAGCCCUGGUGCUAUGGAAACCAGCUGACACCAAGCCCCCCUGUAGCUACUCUCUGGAGAGGAAGACAGAAGGUAAUGCCAACUGGCUGAUCAUAGCGACUGGAGUGGCUGACUGUUACUACAAUGUCACAGACCUGCCACCAGGGGGCGCCUUUAGUUUCAGAGUGGCCUGCGUCAACAAGGCAGGACAGGGACCCUACAGCAACACAUCGGACAAAGUCAGCCUGGACUCAACAGUAGGUGUGUCCUCUCCAGCGGUGGCCAUUGUGAAGACAAUCUCCUCACCUCCCUCCCACCCUGCCCCAGCAGCUACCACCUUAGUGACUGUUAUCCCAAAGGUCAAACCAGCAGUAAUGCAACCUCCUGGUAAAACGGUGUCCACUGUCUCUCCCUCUUCACCCUCCCUUACACAGACCUCUCUAACCUUCCCUGCUCACACCACAGCUCUCUCUCCCUCUACACCUUCGGCCCCCGCCAGCCCUGCCAUCACAACCCCUCCAACUGAACACCUGACGGUCACCCCUCCAACUCUCCCCUCCCCGCCUGUAGUCAAACCUCCUCCCUUCGUCCUCCCCAAACCCCAGAGUCCUGUUAACGUGGUCCCACCCAUGACCCAAACCCCGCACAUCUCUCCCCCUCUCCCUCUCGUUACACCUCCUUCCACCCCCACCAAGCCCGUCAUGGCAUCCGUUCCUACCUACGCCACUGCCCGUAUGGCCCCCAGCCCCCUCCCGGCCCCCUCCUUCUCCCCCCAAGUGCUCCAGGUCAGCAGUCUGAGCCCAAUAGGGGAGGGGCGGGGCACCCCUGUUCGAGGGACCCCCAGGGACCACACCAUGCUCAAGCCGGGUGAGACAGCUCUACGACAGGGAGUCCCACAGAAGCCCUACACCUUCCUGGAUGAGAAAGCCAGAGGGCGGUUCGGUGUGGUCCGGGAGUGUCGAGAGAACGCCACAGGACACGUCUUCAUGGCUAAGAUCAUUCCGUACGACCAGGAGACUAAGAAGUCCAUCCUGCAGGAGUAUGAGAUCCUCAAGUCUCUCCACAACGACAAGGUCAUGACCCUCCACGAGGCCUACGUCACCCCACGUUACCUGGUGCUGGUGGCUGAGUACUGCACUGGCAAGGAGCUGCUCCACAGCCUUAUAGACAGGUUCCGUUACUCGGAGGAUGACGUGGUGUGUUACCUGGUUCAGCUCCUUCAGGGUUUGGAGUACCUCCACAACAGACGCGUCCUCCAUCUAGACAUCAAGCCUGACAACGUCAUGGUCACCAACCUCAAUGUCAUCAAGAUCGUAGACUUUGGCAGCGCGCAGAACUUCAACCCCCUCUCCCUCAAACAAUACAGCAGAGGCCUGGGCACCCUGGAGUAUAUGUCUCCGGAGAUGGUGAAAGGUGAUGUGGUCGGCCCUCCAGCUGACAUCUGGAGCCUGGGGGUUCUAACCUACGUCAUGCUUAGCGGUAGGCUGCCCUUUCAGGACAAAGACCCACAGCAGACUGAGACCAAAAUCCAGAUUGCCAAGUUUGACCCGACCAAGCUCUACCCCAACGUGUCCCAAAGUGCCUCGAUGUUCCUCAAGAAGAUGCUGAGUAGCUAUGCCUGGGCCCGUCUGAGCACCAAGGACUGUUUCACCCAUGCAUGGCUGCAGGACUCGUACCUGAUGAAGCUGAGGAGACAGACGCUCACCUUCACCACCACCAAGCUGAAGGAGUUCCUGGGGGAGCACCAUCGACGUCGCACCGAGGUCGCCACCAAACACAGGGUCCUCCUACGCUCCUACUCCAGCUCAGCUUCUUCAACCACAUCGACCACACCAAACCUACCUAAGUGAAGGCAUAUGACUUAUGUCAGUGUUAACUAGCCACCAGAGGGUGGAGGUAUGGGGGAUGUGUGGUGCACAACAGUGGGCUCCAUGAUAGAGGGAGGACUCUGAGUCCUCAUCCCCCACAGAGUGAGGCCGUGCCUGAGUAAGUUAUGGGAGUGGAGAUUAGAGCCAUGAGCAUUGCACCAGC
Oncorhynchus gorbuscha (pink salmon) is the source of this 8834-nucleotide messenger RNA. RefSeq names its product striated muscle preferentially expressed protein kinase-like. The transcript is spliced from 24 exons. The record is from RefSeq and is a predicted model, not a curated record. Gene Ontology annotation, molecular function: protein binding; protein kinase activity; ATP binding. Gene Ontology annotation, biological process: protein phosphorylation. Lineage: Eukaryota; Metazoa; Chordata; Actinopteri; Salmoniformes; Salmonidae.